Molecule: messenger RNA, 444 nt
Organism: Colletotrichum truncatum
Lineage: Eukaryota; Fungi; Ascomycota; Sordariomycetes; Glomerellales; Glomerellaceae
Source: RefSeq, a predicted model, not a curated record
AUGCCUUCCCAGAUCUUCGUCACCGAGCCUCACCCCACCGUGGCACCAAACACAUACAUCUACUCCGGCCGCGGCGGAGCUGGCAACAUCUUCCGCGCUCCUGUUACCACCCCGGCUGCCGGCAUCACAACCCCUCUGAAGCCUCUUCCCGUCAACGGUGCCCGCCGCUUCUACUCUGGCAUCGGCGGUGCUGGCAACGCCCACAGCGCUACUGAGAGGCCCGUCAUCAGUUUUGAUGAGGACUUCGACCGCCAGCAGGUCCGUGACCGCGCUGCUGUUGGCCAUGUUGGCAUUGGCGGUGCCGGCAAUGUCUCCCGCCGCAAGAACUCAGAUGCCUCUUCAGUCCUCAGCGAGGAGUCUACCGUCUCUUCCAUGUCUUCACUCAAGUCCAUCAAAGAACGCAGCGGCAACUUCCUCCGCCGCCUCGGUUCUAAGAAGAACUAA